AUGAAUAAAAAACAUUUAACCCUCGUCGUUGCUUUGGAUGACUGUAAUGGUAUUGGACGUAAUAACACAAUUCCAUGGCAUAUUAAAAAUGACUUGAAAUUUUUUCGCCAUGUAACAUCAAAAGUAAAUGAUUCCAAUAAGCAAAAUGCUGUUAUUAUUGGCCGAAAAACAUAUGAAACAUUCCCAAAACCAUUGCCAAAUCGUUUAAAUAUUGUUGUUAGUAGUAAUCGAGCAUUACCUAAUACAAAUUAUUCGAAUGUUCUUUGUGUUGAAACGUUCAAUGAUGCAAUAAAAUCUGCGAAUGAAAAUGCAAAUAUUGAAAAUAUUUUUAUUGCUGGUGGUGUCUUGAUUUAUGAAGAAGCUAUCAAAACGGAUCUUGCCAAACGUAUAUUUUUAACACGUGUUAAAGGUGAUUUUCAAUGUACAGCUGUUUGGUCAUCAUUUGAUAUCUCAAAUUUUAAACUUAUUAAACCAAUACCUGAUGAAUAUCAACAAUUUUUUGCAGAUCCCAAUGAAAAUCAAGAAGAAAAUUCGAAUACACCAUCAUAUCAUUUAGAAAUCUAUGAACGAGAUAUUUAA
Messenger RNA from Rotaria socialis, 579 nucleotides. The record is from the annotation of a GenBank genome assembly. Lineage: Eukaryota; Metazoa; Rotifera; Eurotatoria; Philodinida; Philodinidae.